GGCGCCGCGCCUGCGCAGAGCGCGCGGGCCGGCGGCGUGCGUGUUGUUGUGCGGCGGCGGCAAGAUGGCGGCGCACGGGGGCUCUGCGGCCUCCUCGGCGCUGAAGGGGUUAAUCCAGCAGUUCACCGCCAUCACGGGUGCCAGUGAAAGUGUGGGAAAGCAUAUGCUUGAAGCAUGCAACAAUAAUCUGGAGAUGGCUGUCACCAUGUUUCUGGAUGGUGGAGGCAUAGCAGAGGAGCCUAGCACCAGUUCUGCAGGGGUGUCUGCUGUUCGACCGCACACUGAGGAUGAAGUACGAGCUCCAAUUCCUCAAAAACAGGAAAUUUUAGUAGAGCCUGAGCCCUUGUUUGGAGCUCCUAAAAGACGCAGACCUGCGCGCUCAAUAUUUGAUGGCUUUCGGGAUUUUCAAACAGAAACCAUUCGACAGGAACAGGAGCUACGAAAUGGAGGGGCAGUAGAUAAGAAACUCACUACUCUAGCAGACCUCUUCAGGCCUCCCAUUGAUCUGAUGCACAAAGGCAGCUUUGAAACAGCCAAGGAGUGUGGUCAGAUGCAGAACAAAUGGCUCAUGAUAAACAUUCAGAAUGUGCAAGAUUUUGCGUGUCAGUGUCUCAACCGCGAUGUCUGGAGUAAUGAGGCUGUGAAGAACAUAAUCCGGGAACAUUUCAUUUUUUGGCAGGUAUACCAUGACAGUGAGGAAGGGCAGAGGUACAUACAGUUUUAUAAAUUAGCAGACUUCCCUUACGUCUCCAUCCUGGAUCCCAGGACAGGCCAGAAACUAGUGGAGUGGCACCAGCUAGACGUGACUUCUUUCUUGGACCAAGUGACUGGGUUCCUGAGUGAGCAUGGACAGCUGGAUGGCCAUUCUACUAGCCCUCCCCAAAAAUGCUCUCGUUCAGAGAGUCUCAUUGAUGCCAGUGAGGACAGCCAGUUGGAAGCUGCUAUCAGAGCCUCGUUACAGGAGACUCAUUUUGAUUCCUCACAGGCCAAGCAGGAGAGUCGGUCAGAUGAGGAGUCAGAGUCGGAGCUUUUUUCUGGAAGCGAAGAGUUUAUUUCAGUUUGUGGAUCUGAGGAGGAGGAGGAAUCAGAGAAUCCUGCCAAGUUGAGGAAGUCUCCGCAUAAGGACUUGGGGUAUAAAAAAGAGGAGAGCCGGAGGCCUCAGCCUGAGCCCCCUGCAAGGACUGAGCCUGGGACAACAUCAAAUCACAGAGUACUGCCCUGCAUUGAUGCAGAGAUACUGGAGGAGUCAACAGACAAGCCUGAGAGUACAUUUCAGGGCCUAGAUGUGAAUGGACCAAAGGCACAGCUGAUGCUAAGGUAUCCAGAUGGAAAGAGGGAACAAAUUUCACUGCCCGAACAAGCUAAACUUCUGGCUCUUGUGAAACAUGUCCAGUCAAAAGGAUACCCCAAUGAACGCUUUGAACUUCUCACCAACUUCCCUCGAAGGAAACUCUCCCGCCUGGACUAUGAGAUCACAUUACAGGAGGCAGGCCUGUGUCCUCAAGAGACUGUCUUUGUGCAGGAAAGGAAUUAGCACGGUGGCCUGAGUUCUCCCAGCCUUCCUCCCCUCUCCUCUUUGCCUGGGACACCAAUUCAUUAAAUAUGCAGUUGAGGGUCAUAGGAUUGCAGUGCUGAAAUCAGGCAGGCAGCUGGCUGGCCCUUCUCUUUCUUCUUCCCUUCUCCUGCUCUAGUGACCAAAUGAGAGCGUUCAGAGUUUUAUUUUCUUCCUCAGCUUGGGCCCUGCAGAGAGCAUUAGGAAGAACAUCUUUCCAUUGUUUUCAUGGAAUAAAGUAAAACGAUGAUCUGUGUAUCCAGUAUGCUGGGGCUUGGAGUGGCCAUAAUAUACAUACCCUUCUCGCUGCUAUUCUUAAAUCUGUUUUGUUUAAUUUAUUUUUGAAAAUAGUGUGUGAUAAGGCACUGUGUCAUCUGUCUAUAAGGAGAGAGUGUAAUCUUCAGUACAGUCUUUCCUUUGUUUUGAUUCUCUCCACGAAAGGUCUCCAUUAACCUUACAGCCUUCUCAAGGGUUCACUUAUCUAGCGCUCUGCAAAAACUUGGUUUUGGGGAAGGAGUUGGGUUGAGCUGUGGUGAGAUACUCUGCCCCCAUCUAAUUUCAAGGCUUCUAGAUUGCAUGCAUGUUUUCCUCCUGCUUUAAAUGCUGCCAGUGGACAUAGUAAAAAAACAAACCAACCAACAAAAAAACCCCAACUAUAUUCUAUACAGGAUUGACUGCUUGGCCCAGAGGAAAAGCUGCAUGUCCACUGUUGGAGCAGAACUGAUAGAAGUACUUGGUAGAAGUAGGUGGGGUUUCCAUUUGUUCUCUUCCCAGCAUCCCCUAAAUGUCUCUUUUUUACUUACUCUCAGGAUUUUGCGAAUGAUAGAAAGUGGCAAGAUACUGUAAAGAACUUGGACUCUCUGGAAAACACCUGUCAAAGAAACUUGACAGUUAGUUGGCUUUUUGCUUUGCAUGGUGUUUUGUUUUGUUUUCCCCAGGAGUGACUAGCUUUGCAGGGGUUUUAGAGCACUGACUGCAAGUGAGCAGGACAGCAAGUCCUAGGCAGGUUUUCUUUCAUUAAUUAAAAACAUACACAGCCUUGUCAAACUGUGGAAUGAAUUAAUGCUUUAUAAAAGACUUCACAGCCUGGUGGCUUGAACGCUCUAGGCUGCUUUUUAUGCUCUUCAUCUGCAGUCACUUACUUCUAAAUCUGGAAGGCUGUACGGAAAGCUGCUGCUUUAUUUAGGCUUUCUUUUCAGCUCUGGAAGCUGGCACCAGAAGUCAUGCAGGCAUAUCCUGUUGUGUACACUGGGCUGCGCAGUGCCCUGUUUUUCCAGUGUCGUCUUGUGGACAUUGAGCUGUUGAUCAGUUGGUGUUACAAUAGGUAUUACAGUGGGAUAAAAGUUAACAAACACAGCCAUCCUCAAGGUGGAUGUCGAAUCUGUGUAUUUACAACUAAGAACUCAAGUUAGUGUGCUCUUCAUCAGUGAGGAAGAAGGCAUGUGAGACCUACCAUAACUGCUAACUUUUUCUGCAACUGUCAGAUGAUUAUACUUGUUAAAGAAAAAGACUUUAGUGGUCAGAAAUUUACCAUAGACUAAAACUUUUCAAGAUAUUUUGCCUUUAAUUUCAUACUAGCCUGCAUACUUUGGAGUCUUUAAGGAAAUCACAGAAAAUGUCUUGCAUUCUCCAUGAUAAUAUUAGCUCACAACUAUCUUCUGCUCAUAACUGAGGUUUUAUGUGUAAUCAUACAGUUGCAUAAAUUGAUUUCCCUUCUACACAAAGGCUAUAUUGCAUUCUACUGCAAGAUGCAGUAUCCAGAAAGCAAAAGCUGAUCGCGGUUUCCUGGUCAAUGGUUCAUGUGACAUCAGAUGGCAUUUUUAGUUUGUAAAGAGACCCUGGCGUGGAGGCUGCUUCCCAGCAUUGGAAAGUGAAUUGCAAGGCCAGCAGAGGAGGAGGGGAUGUUCGUGUUUGGCCUGUGAAGCAGCAGUGGCACCUGUAGACUGAAGGAUCCUUUGUGUUACUAGUGUAUCCAAAUUCAUAACUCAGAGUUGGUCGUAUGAGAGAGCGGGACAGAAGCAAACCCUUUCUGUGUAGAUCUAAUGCUGCCCUAAGUAGCUUCAGCUGUCUAGUUGAAAUAACUCACUCUGAUGUUUGUUGCCUUGAAACUCAUUACCUCUUCUGUGGUUAGCCACAGGAAAAUUAAGGCAGGCUGCCAACAGGAUGCAGUACCCAACACAUGUAUAGAUAGUCCUUUCGUGUCCCUCAAGCAGGCUGGGGUUGGGAGCAUGUUGGCCUUUCCUGCUCUCCUGCCAGUGUAAGGCAGGGAGCCUUUGUGGUUCUGCUGAUUCCUCGAUUCCUCUCUUGAGUUGUUGCAGGCUGGCUGUGUUUGCUGGUGGAGGGCCAACUCACUUUGCACAGGCUUGGGUUUGUAUCUGCUCUGGGAAUGUUGUUUGUUUUAACUUUUCUAGCAGUUAAGUUAAACAUAGAAAAUUGACUCUGCCUUUUCAGUCCUAGGUCUGUUUUAUUGGUAGCUUCUCUUGUUUCCCCCUGCCCCUCCCCUGUGGUACUAAUGUACAUGGGGUUAGGCUGUGAUAUGUUGAAGCAUUCUGAUAUAAAAUAACUAACAGCUGUAUCAGCAGUGGGGAAGAGGGGAGACCACAUUGUGGACAAGAGCUGAACUUCUUCCAUCAGUUCUGUUGCUGGAGAGAUUGUGCACUGUGUGGUCCCAUACUGUGAACCUUUCCUUCUUACCCUCUUUUUCAGAGCUAAGCGUGCAAGCCGCAGGGCAGCGGGCAGCUGACAACUCCUUUCUUCUCUGCUCAGCUGUAAGGAAAGCAGUAACCUUACGCUCAUCAUCUUGCUAUCAAAAACAAACAGAGAGCCCUAGGUUAGUUAGCUUUUCAUUGCUUUUGUUAUGCUCAGUAACUUCUCUCGCAAGGAAGCAAAUGUUGCACUUGGCUGCUGCAAGUUUAUUUUUAAACUAUCAAGAAACAUGCCUCUCGAGCACAGUGUAAAUGGUUUCACCUGCUGGUGUAGUAGGACCAGGAGUGCUUAUGCUCUCACUUAAUUUUUUUUUUUUUUUUGAGGUUUUACUUAGAAAAAUAUUAAUCCCCUAACAGGGAAAGAAGAAUGUAAAAUUGAAAAUUUACAUUGAAAAUGGGAUUUUAUUUCUGUCUUGCAGUUCCUAGUAGUUUAUUCUGUUCCAAAAAGUUAGGAGCUUGUUUGUUUUGGUUUGUUUUUCUGGCACUAUGUGUUUUUUCUUUCAGUUUUCUUUUGCUUUGAUCUGUGACCAGGAGGCGGAGAAAAAAAGUUUUUAAGAAAUAUGUGUCCUUGCCUGUGGCUUUUCUCUCCCUUCAUUCCUCUCCCCUCUUUCCCCCUUCUUCCCAGCCCAAAUAAAAACAGUGCUGCAGCACACGCAUCAAUCAGCUGUGAGCGGUGGCUGAAAGCUGUUGAGCACCAACCAGGAUACAACAUCAUUCAUGUUGUUCCUCCAAACUCCAAAGGCUUUGUGUUUUGCUGGCCUGAGGAACGUGGCUGAAAACAUUAACCAAGUUAUGCCUGCAACAGCUUGUAGCAGUGAAGGUGUAAACUAGUUGGGCUCUAUUUAUAAAAAGCCUUUGUAACCGUUGCUUCUAGAUGUUAAAUCUGAAGUUCAAGUUGCUUUUGACAAGGUUGGAAAAAAAUGCCUUAAAUCUCUAUUUGCAAAAUAAGAUGUUGAAAUAUGAAGGACAAAGAAAAAAAAAAAUCCUUCAAAGGCUGUGGUUUGUGGCUUUGUAUGAGUGUUGCUUGGCCAUAAUUUGUGUGUUGUGUUGCAAGGACUGACAUGAGUUUGGAGGAGCAGAAGUGCAUGUAGACAGUGGAGGUCGUUCUGAGAAGAGAAUUAAACAGAGUUAACGUGUUUCAAGCUGUAGCUUCUUGCUGCUUGUGGAGAAGUUUCCUUUGCAUGUGCUUUUCAUCUAACAAUGCUUUGUUUUGACAUUUAAUGUCUAAUUCCAGCUAAUAGUCACAGUCACAACCCGUAUUCAGAAACAGAAGGCAAAAUGAGCACUGGCUUUUCCUGCCAGGUGCUGUUGAUACAUCUACUGUUGGCUUCCCGCUUGUGAUCCUUCAGAGGCCCAGAGAAGGAUUUCAGGUCUUCCUGAUGAUACAUGCUCUUAAGUCAAGCUGAUUGACCAGCUUCAACCUCACAGCAUUCCCUACUGACAUAAAAAGGGCAGAUAAAGACUGUGCCAAACAUUUCUGAGUGUACUCGUGUUGGUUUUUUUAGGCUUUGAAUUAAGGUCUGCAGUUUUUAAGUUUCUGACAUUCAUGGACUGAAGUAUGUUGUCUUUCCUGAUAAAUCAGAUAAGUUGACAACAUCAGUAUUAAAAGAACGUGCAUGUAUGGGCGUAAUAGCCUUGUAAAAUAUAGUUGUCUAUAAAAAGGCACCCAAAGGUACCAUUGUUCCUAAGUAGAUUUAAACAGCAGUUUUGCAUCAGCCUACUUUCCAGAGCUCACUAGAACUGCUGCCUUGCUAUUAACGGAGAAUAACAGCUCCCGUCUGUAAAGCACGUCUGUUGUUCGCUGCUGCAAACAGCUUGCAUUUCACAUGGUCCACUACUUUCAUAGAUACAUUUUUUAAAGACUACUGAAUUUAUAUACUCACCUGCACCAGCUUAUACCAGCUUCCACUUUCACUAGUGCUGUGGUUUGUACCAUUGCAGAAGCUGGCAGCUGUUUUUAGAAUGUGUUUUAAUAAACAAACCUCACCACUGAAGGGCCUGAUUUCUCAAAUACACUUUUUAGAAAACUUCCAUGUAAUUCUGUGCUUUGCUGUUUGAUAUACGUUUGGACUAUUGAAAACUUUUUCAUUAAGUGUACUUGAGUUCUUGAUGGCUAAGUGGAAAAAUUUCUUGAAAGCACUAGAAAGAAAAGGCAGCAUCCUCAAAAAUAAAAGUUUCAUCUCCAUGCAGGAGGUCUUUGAACACAGCUGUCCUGUAGCAGAGGGCACGACAUGCGGUUUGCAGCUUGUGCGGGCAGCUAAUGACAGCCAGAUCUGAGAAUGCACUCCUUUCCUCUGGGAGGAGCUGGGAUGCUGAAUCCCGGCUUUUUGAGUCUGUUCUUGACGGAGCACCGAGCUUGUUCGCAGGGAUUGAAGAGCAACAAGGGCUAAACUAAAAGCAUUUUUCUUUUGGGGGCAAGGUGUCACUUGGGCUGCAUUUUGUCAGGUACCAACUGCUGUGGAGAUGCAUAAAAUCUGGUGUUUGUGAUUUUUUUUUUUUUUUUUCCCUAAACCACAUGAAGAAAGAGAUAAGAUUUUUAGUAAAUGUCACUAGUUUCUUCUUGUUUAAUCCCUUUUUAGUCCAGUUAGUAAAAAAUAGGUAGUCCUGGAUUUCCAGAGGAGGAGGGGUAGCAGAGAUGCGCUUUAGAUGGGUGAAGUGCAAAGUCUCAGUCCCAUAAAGACUCAGUGUGCCUUGUCUAGCUGUUUCAAUAGAUUGAAUGCAGCCUCUCCUCUCCCCCACCCUUUCUGUUUAUUUAUUUUAACAGAAAUUAUUUUCUUUAAAUGGAACAGCUACUGUUUUAAAGGCAAAACAAAACUCAUGGUUUGAGUGCUAUAUUGGCCAUCUACAUUGUUGGAAAUACCGGCAGUCACAUGUUUGGAGUUGAUCUGAACACGUUUGACGACCGGCUGUUGAGGUCUGUUGGUUGACAUUCCGCAAAGAGAGUCUUGCUGAGGUUUUCUCUGUCCGAGCCUGAGGUCUUACUGCAGUUUGGUUUUACUCUGCUAUCUGCUCCUGAACCGGCGAGGUUAAUGGAUACCCUUUCUGUGAUGAUGUACAGGAUGACUUUUAUUCCAGUCUCCUCUUGUCUGUGAGAUGCUUAGUGUCUGUCCACUCCCAAUAAAUAUAGCCAUAUGUAUAUACACACACACGUGUUUUUAAUCGGAGAAUGUGGCACUUGACAUCAGUGCCUCAACUUGCCUCAGUUUUAUCUUCUGUUGUUUUACAUGGGUAUACUACGAGUGAGUGCAGAAGUUUGGGAUUUGGUCACUGUCUUUAAUUACUGUGAGUGUCUGCAGUACAGAGGAAAGUAAUUUUGUAACUGCUUGUUAAACGGUGCUGAGACUUUAAGGUAUAGAAGGAUAGAUAUUAAAAGUACAUGGAGCAGGGGGACGAGGUGCUAUUUUAUAGAACAAAUUUAUAUGAAGAACAUCUGGGUAAAAUUCAGAGAUGUGGUGCCUCGUCAGAGACACGAGACUAUAGGAUAGAUGAUUUUUAAAAAUAAGGCUAUUUCCUCUAAUUGGUGAACUUACACUUUCAAAAUUAUGACUUUGCCUGUCAGUUUUUAUGGUCAUCGCUUUCUUCUUCAAUGAUGGUGACUUCAUGUGGGAGGAGGGAGAGGAUUGAUUUGGAAGAUUUCAGCUCACCAUGCUGGGAGGGACCAAACUCAAGGAAACCUCUGAUCUAUAUACACAACUGCUGCAUUUUUUUAUAAAUAUAUGUAAAUGUCCUAUUGUAAUAUUUGAUCUUGGAAAUAAAACAAACGGUUUUCAGUA
Harpia harpyja (harpy eagle) is the source of this 8030-nucleotide messenger RNA. It is a transcript of the gene UBXN7, whose product is annotated as UBX domain protein 7. Bases 65 to 1534 code for a protein of 489 amino acids. NCBI's taxonomy places the organism in Eukaryota, Metazoa, Chordata, Aves, Accipitriformes, Accipitridae. Gene Ontology annotation, cellular component: nucleus. Gene Ontology annotation, molecular function: ubiquitin binding. Gene Ontology annotation, biological process: proteasome-mediated ubiquitin-dependent protein catabolic process. The transcript is spliced from 11 exons. The record is from RefSeq and is a predicted model, not a curated record.